Messenger RNA from Linepithema humile (Argentine ant), 520 nucleotides. RefSeq names its product Ubiquinol-cytochrome c reductase 11 kDa subunit (gene UQCR-11). NCBI's taxonomy places the organism in Eukaryota, Metazoa, Arthropoda, Insecta, Hymenoptera, Formicidae. Gene Ontology annotation, biological process: mitochondrial electron transport, ubiquinol to cytochrome c. The record is from RefSeq and is a predicted model, not a curated record.
GCACUCGAUCGAUAAAUCGCACUGAUUGUUCUAGCUGAAGUGUGAACUUGUGAUUAUUGGUGGUUAUAUUUUACGGAAAAAGUUUUCCGUAAAAUAAUUGUUCAAAUUGAUCACCGCAAUACCGAAAUCUAUCGGUAAAAAAUGUCCAGCAUACAAAACUUCUUCAAACGUUAUUUGCCGGUAGUCAAGGCUGACGAGGGAGAAGAAGAAGAGUUGGUAGAUCCACAGAAAGUGCUCCGUGAGGAAUGCUCUCAACUAUCAAAAUGCGUCAAUUUACAAGAGAAAUUAAACACAUGCAAUGACCGUGUUAAUUCAAGAUCCAACACAGAGGAAACUUGUAUAGAGGAACUAAUUGAUUAUGUGCAAUGCGUAGAUCACUGCGUCUCAAAGACUCUAUUUAGUAAACUCAAGUAAUCAUAUUCCUUUGAAGAGCCGAUUGUUCAACAUGUUAAAACUUAAUUUCUUGACGAUUGUAUAUAUCAAUAGUUAGCAAUAAAAAGUAAGUUAUUACAAAUAAAAA